UCGGGAGCGACCUUAGUGUGAGGGACGAUAUGUCAUUUCUUCUAUAUUCACAGCCACGAAUUGUGAUGUGCUUCGCUGACUGAGGGAAGCUCCUUAAAGAGAGUGAUUCAAGCGUCGCUAGACACUGCCCUCGCCCACCAUCAAAUUCCAAUUGCACGCUUGGAGAAGCUGUGGUUUAGCCAGACAUGAGUGGCUCCGCAACGCCAACCUCAGACACCAUCUCUCCACGUUCGCAACGUUUUCGAGACUCUGUUCACAACAUCCCGACACCCGGUACAGAAGUGCACCGGCCCAAGCGCUAUGAGCCUAUCGUUUUGAACAUCUACAUCGUUGGAAGCAUUGCUCUACUCAUGAUAUGUCUGGGUAUUGCACUUGAAAUAGCUCUGCACAUAUCAGAUAGAAGCAAUGGCUUCUCAGUACCUGAGAAGAACAUCAUCACCUUCGUAUCAACUCAAUUCCUGACGUCAUUUGUUCCGACCUUGCUGGUAGUCCCACUCGCGUAUUUCUGGGCUGUAGCAGACUGGAUGCUCAGAUGGUACCAGCCAUAUGUCACGCUAUCCGAGGGCAAAGCACCUGCAGCACGCAGUAUUCUACUAGACUAUCACCGGCACUGGUUAAUCAAUAUAUCAACACUCACUGCCUUUUCCGUCAUCUUCAUGCAGCCGCUAGCCGGAUCCCUAUUUCAAGUACAACAAGUAUCCUACACAACAGCUGCCACUGCAACAAGCGUUCGCAGCAUCGGGCUUUCGCCUACUAUCAAUCAACUUACUUCAUUUCUCGCUGCUGCAGGGGUCAAACUUCUAGUGUACAGUAACCUUCAAGAUCCACCAUUCGUUCAUGGUGCAUGGUCUGCUGCUCCAUUCACGUAUUACAAUCAUUCAAACAUGUGUGCUCUACAGGCCCCUGCAGGCUCCAUUUUGAAUGGAACCCUAGCCGUAAACACUACUGCCGUUCAAACGCACGUCAACUGCAUAAAACCAACUUCCUUCACGACUACCAAUCUCACCAGCUCAGAUUUUGUAUUAUCGGCUACCUUUUCGCCUACUUGUAACGCCAGUCUCAGUCUUAACCCUAACGAUGGUCCCGACCAGUUCUCUGUGACAGCUGCGUCGACGUGCGCACCCUCGUAUCAGGAUCUAAAUUUUCAACCUGUCUUUUUUUGGUAUUAUCAUUUAUCUGAUAACGGAGACGCACUAGGGACCGCUGUUUUCUGCCAACCGAGCAUCGCCAUUUUUGUAGUCACAACUUCGAUGGAUCUCAAUGAUGGAUCCAUGGGAAACUGUACAAUUGUAGAGCCCUUUGAGUAUACCAACAACGUUACAGGUAGCCCUUUGAACGGCGAAGCAUUCAAUGGGGUCAUGUUUGAUGCGAGCAACAACUCGUACAUUAUCGCCAGGACUCUCGCCAUCAACUCAGGUGUUCCAGGAGCUAUAUAUCACUUCGCUUCGCAACAACCGGACGGUCCACAGUCCGUAUUCGAUGAUCCUUAUGGGUUCGUCAAUGCCACAGAGAAGAUCUAUACACAAUAUCUUUCCAUUGCCGCGCAAACCAUAUAUUUCCUGCCAGACAAUACGACAAUCUCUGCCCAGCUGACAUCAGAUAUCCAAGGUUGUUCGACUCUACCAGCACAGCUACUUUCCAUGUUAUUCAUUUGCAUUGGAAUUACAUCCCUUAUCGUUCACGUCUUGCACAAGCGCUCUCGCAGAAAUCUUUGGUUGACUAGUCCACCUGGCUCGAUCGCAGCCAUCGUAUCCCUCACAUCGCGUUCUGGCUUCGGCGAUCUCCUUCUGCCUUAUGAUGACGUAUCACGCAUGAAAAGCAACCUCGCCGGUCUCACCUUUCGUCUUGAUAAACGAACAGGCGCCAUAGUCGCAGAAGAGGACUUCGGCGUCGUUAAUACCUCUGACAAUACAGCGCUGUUGGGCAGUAAAGGGGAGUAUAACGUGAUGGUGGGGGUGGAUAACCUCUCCCCGCUGUCGCGCACAUCCUUCAAGGACAAGCUUGAACCUGAAAGUCCUUGAUGGAAGCCUUUGCUUUGCAUGCUCUCCUGCCUCCUAUGUGGGCUGGUUUUGAUACGCGUUGUACGCCAUUUAUUUGCCAUUUACAGUUAUGUUUGCCUGGACUAUCCUUUGUUUAAUUUGACCAACACCCCUUUCUCCACCUUGUUAAAAACAUGUACAUAGUUCGGCAUCAUAACGGUACUGUAUCCUCGAUCGUGAGUGUGAUCUGGUCACAGACCAAAAUAUUAAUGGAUUCUCAUGCCUCGAAAACUA
This is a messenger RNA of Suillus subaureus, 2273 nucleotides long. RefSeq lists its product as uncharacterized. The record is from RefSeq and is a predicted model, not a curated record. Bases 186 to 2021 code for a protein of 611 amino acids. The transcript is spliced from 13 exons. Lineage: Eukaryota; Fungi; Basidiomycota; Agaricomycetes; Boletales; Suillaceae.